Blepharisma stoltei is the source of this 408-nucleotide messenger RNA. NCBI's taxonomy places the organism in Eukaryota, Ciliophora, Heterotrichea, Heterotrichida, Blepharismidae. The record is from the annotation of a GenBank genome assembly.
AUGGAAUCAAUAGAAAACGAAACUGGGUUUCCUUGUCCUAUUUGUUCAAAUUCUUAUCCUACACAAGCAGAAGUAAUGAUACAUAUAAAAUCCCAUGGAGGACAAGAAAAUCUCUGUAUUAUCUGCGACAAGUAUUUUAUAGGAAAAAAUGAACUGAGCUCUCACUUGAAAUCGCACCCAACAUGCUGAUAUUGCAAGAUGAAAUUGCAUAAUUUUAAAGAUUACGAGGACCAUAAUUUAGGCUGCCAUCUUGAUAAACUAAUAGAAGACCAAAAAAUAUUUUUCACUUCUAAUAAAAGUGGACUUAAGAGGACAAAAUGCAGAUUUUGCUCGUUGAUUUUGCCAAACAGGCUAUACGCAUUAGUUCAUGUAAGAUUUGUUCAUUUGUUAUUAACAAGGCUAAUUUAA